AUGAGCUUGGAAGUGAGAGGUGAAGUGUCUCUCUUUCGGAGCACUACUCGGCUUUUUUUUUAAAGCAUCGAUAGCUCAUGACAUGACUCGGACGGUUGUGGAUACCUGACCUUGAUUUAUUUAUUUAUUUAUUUAUUUGCAAAAAAGGAAGAAGAAUAACAAAAACAAAAACAAAAAAAAUAAUCACGAAUGAACUAGACAAGCCAUGGAGGGACUGAGCGGGAACUGUCCUGCCUCUCAUUGCAGAGAGCUGAUCUCUCACCCCGGACUAGGGCGACACUCUGGGACUAUCAUGCCCCACCAGGGCUCGAUUUACUCCGAUAUCUCCUCUCCGGAGGGCGGAAGGCAAUGUCCAGGGCCUCAGAACCCCUCCUCCGGGGCAUCUUUGGGUUACAAUUACCCUUACUCUUACUACGAAUGCCGUUUGAGUCAUUCUCACGGUGUUAAUGUGCAGAAGCCGUGCUCUUAUCACCCCGCUGAGAAAUACCCCGAGCACGGGGAAGAGCUCUCCAACCGAGCGAAAGAACUGGCUUUUUACCCGGGUUUUGCUGGCUCUUACCAAACCGUCCCGGGAUAUCUGGACAUGGCGGUGAUGCCGGGAAUCGGCGCUCAUCCAGAAGUGCGGCACGAGAGCUUAAUCCCGGUGGAUGGAUAUAAUCACUGGGCACUGAGCAACGGAUGGGAUGGACAAGUGUGUUUUUCCAAAGAGCAGAGUCAACAGAGCCACCUCUGGAAGUCACCUUUUCCAGAAGUUGUUCCUCUGCAAGCUGAAGUCAGCAGCUACCGCCGAGGCCGCAAGAAGCGCGUGCCUUACACCAAGAUACAGCUAAAAGAGCUCGAAAAGGAGUACGCGUCCAACAAAUUCAUCACCAAAGAUAAACGACGACGGAUCUCCACCAUCACUAACCUCUCAGAGAGACAAGUCACCAUCUGGUUUCAGAACCGACGUGUAAAAGAGAAGAAAACCGUCUGCAAGUCGAAGUCCAGCGCUCACAUGCACGCUACCUGAGGAGAGCUGAACCUGUAACAUAAAAUAAUAAUAAUAAAAAAACAUUUUAAAAAUUAAUAACCCCUUAUUAACAUAUCUAUUGGUCUAUUGAUGACGUGGUUAAUUUUUUUGGUAAAUUGUGAUAAUUCCAGUCUCUCGGGUCGAAUUAGCGUUACGCAAAGUUCACACCAAAAAAAACCCUACAAAACAAAUUAAGUAUUGAAAUAUUUGUGUAGCUUCAAUAUACUGAUUUCAUCUUAAACAAACAAACAAAUAAAUAUUAAUUUCUUAUUCUUAUUUAAAGUGUUAAGAUCUGGUUUAACAUAUUUCCUAAUCACCUCAAAUCAAAAGUCACACACAUUUUAAACGUUUCUGUGAUUUUUGUAUAAAAGGAAAAAUCAAGCUGGAGUUUUCUGGUUACUCCAUAAAUCUGCUCUGUCAUGUGUAAAGUUCUGACCAGUUCAGAUUCAGGGUUUCUUUUUUUUUUUUUUUUGGGUUGGGCAGUUAGCGCUCGUCGCAUUUCUAUGAAACAACGUUUGCGUGAGAAGAGGUUUGGGGGAGAAAUAUAGCGACAAUAUUCAUAAAUCUCACGUUUUGGAAAAAAGAAAAUUCCCAGUGUGUCUUGUGUAGGGUCCGAAAACGUGCAGGUCCUGCAAGGCUGCGUCUGUGAUACUGUACAGUGCCGUGCAUUAAUUAUUAUUUAAUGAAAACUCUCGUGCGACAGGCCGUGUAAAUUGCUAUUAUUAUUUUAUCGUGUAUUUUUAUGUCAUUCUCGUCUCUCUCUCUUUUUCUUUCAUUGAAGGAUGUUUCUCUGUCAUGAAACUGGAAUGUUUUGUUAUUGCCU
Molecule: messenger RNA, 1832 nt
Organism: Hemibagrus wyckioides
Lineage: Eukaryota; Metazoa; Chordata; Actinopteri; Siluriformes; Bagridae
Gene: hoxc13b
Product: homeobox C13b
Exons: 2
Coding region: 206-1009 (267 amino acids)
Biological process (GO): regulation of transcription by RNA polymerase II
Molecular function (GO): RNA polymerase II cis-regulatory region sequence-specific DNA binding; DNA-binding transcription factor activity, RNA polymerase II-specific
Source: RefSeq, a predicted model, not a curated record